AUAAUAAUAACAAUAAUAUUACCAUUAUAAUAAUAAUAAAAAAAGAGAAUAAAAUUUUAAAAAAUAAAAAAUAAAUUGUAAAAUUUGGAAAAAAAAUAUUUUAUUAUGAAUGAAAUUUAUAAAAUAGUGUAUACUAAAUGAUAGUUAUAAAGAAAAUAUAUACUAUAAUAAUGGUGACAGUGACAAUGACGAGACUAUAAAAUAACAGCUAUCAAGACGACAACAAUGAUAAUGAUGACGACGAAGAGAACGACAAAAACAAAACUAUCGAAUGCGACAAAUGUAUGACGUAAAAAAAAUAUUUGACAAGAAAAAAGAAAAAUAUUUAUCAAAGAGAACGGCGAAGGGAGAGAAAGGCUGGGGCAUGGUGCAUAACGAGAGUUGAAGAGGAAAUCCUAUAUAAAACUAAUUAAAUUGAAAUACUUUAAUUGAAAACGAAAAUCAAAAUUUUAACGAAUUACUCAAAUCAAAAAAAAAAAAAGAGAUUUAUGAAAAUUUAUACCCCAUAUGUGUAAAAAUGGCAUUUCAUUCAAAUGGAGGCGCUUAUUCUGGUGAUGAGCGUGAAUCUAGAAGCGGUGGUGAAGAAAGACCUGAUAGUGAUUUAAGUGAUAAACCAGUUUAUUUAUUGGAACAUUUAGCAACAUUUACAGUUAAUAAAGAAACCGGUAUUGUUUAUCCGUCAGAUGGGAUGAGAAGACUUUUACAAUUAGAAAAAACUACUGGAAUAUGGUCACAGAAAAUGCAAUUAUGUUUAGAUAAUCAUUGGGUUCUUAUUAUGGAUUAUGAAACUGGAAAUGUAAUUGAAAGAUUUCCAGCAUCUCUAAUACAGGAUCCAACAGCAUUUACAAGCAACAGCCCAAUGGAAAUUUAUAAUAAUAUUUUAGUAUUUAUUGUUGCGGGAGGUUCCGGUUCAAGAUCAGAAAUGCAUAUUUUCCAAUGUCAAAGUAUAUCAGCUAUACAUUUAGUUGAAGAUUUAAAACAAUUACGUAAUGGUAAAAUAGUAACACAAUUACGAGAAACAACUAUACCGCCAACAGCAUCAUCUAGUGGUAGCAACAAUCAAGCUAUUAUUAAAACUAAUCCUCACCAUCGUAAUGAAUAUAAUCGAGAUAAUGCUAUAGGUGGUAGUAGUGGUGGUGUUGGUGGUGGUAUAUUUAAUCAUAAUGAAACUGAUUCUGAAUUGGGAAUAUUGAAUGAUGAAACAAGUUCAACAUCAAGCGAUAAAUAUGAAAGAGAUGUUACUGUAUUAAAUCAUUGUUUUGAUGAUAUUGAAAAAUUUAUAGCACGUUUACAGCAUGCGGCUGCAGCAUCAAGAGAAUUAGAAAGACGACGUCGCAAUCGUAAAUCAAAAAAGAAAGAUCCUGGUGAAGGUUUAUUGACAUUGAGAACACGUCCACCACAUGAAAAAGAAUUUAUCGAUAUAUUUGCAAAAUUUAAAUUAUCAUUAAAUUUAUUAGCAAAAUUAAAAGCACAUAUACAUGAUCCAAAUGCACCAGAAUUAAUACACUUUUUGUUUACACCGCUAGCAUUAAUUGUUGAAGCAUCAAGUGAUACAUAUUAUGAAUCACAUUUACCUGCUCAUGUUAUUAAUCCGUUAUUAACUCGUGAUGCUAUUAAUUUAUUGAAUAAUUGUGUUACAAGUAAAGAAACUGAAUUAUGGAGAUCAUUAGGUGAUGCAUGGUUAAUACCAAAAGAUCAAUGGAAAGGACAUAUUGGUAAUUAUCAUCCAGUAUUUUUUGAUGGCUUUUCACCAGAUUAUCCAGUUGUUGAUGAUUUAGAACAACCACCAUCAACACCAAAUUUAAAUACAAAACGUCAACAUAUUGUUGAUACAACACAUUUUAUAGCAAGACAAAAUCAGCAACAACAACAACAACAUCAUGGUAAUAGUCAAUUACAUCAAGUACAAAAUAAAAAUGGUUAUGAUUUAGAUAGAGCAACACAAUUAAAUCAACCACAACCACAACAUCAUCAUCAUCACCAUCAUCACCAUCACAAUGAAAGUGCAUCUAAUGUUGGUGAACGUUCAGGAUUCCGUGAUUAUAGUGCGCGUAGUGAUAUUUCAAUAGAUUCAAUUGAGAGGAAUGGAAUUCAAUUGAAUUCUCAACCAGGUUCAGCUGCAGCAAUACAUUCAUUGGUUGGUGGUAUACAAAAUAUGGGUACAAACAGUAAUAACAAUAAUAAUAGCAAUAACAACAAUAAUAAUAAUAUUGGUGGUCCAUCAAAUAGUGGAAUUAUAUCAGAAUAUCAACAUACUGAAGUUGAAUUAUGGUUAGAAAAAUUGCAAUCACGUGGUGCCAAAGUUGUUCAAGUGACAUAUCCAAGAACAGCAAAUAAUGAUAAAGAAUUAACUGUUAUUAGAGGUGAAUUUUUAGAGAUACUAGAUGAUACUCGAAAAUGGUGGAAAGCUAGAAAUAUUCGGGGACAAACAGCUCAUGUGCCACAUACUAUUGUAACUUCGUAUAAUUUUGAAAGAGAUAAUGAUAUAUUUAAUAAUUCAGGCUACGCUCAAAAUUUUACUAAAAGUAGAAUGAAUGAACCGGAAACAUCACAACAGAACUCAGCCGAAUGGAUACGAAACAAACAUAUUGUUGAUAAUGAAAUUGGGAAAGAGAAUUAUAGUGACAAUUAUAGUAACUACAGUAGAUAUAACAGCAAUGAUCGUAAUUCACCGCCUCCUCCCCCGCCACCACCACCAAAUGCUUCUAAACAAAAUAAUGAAUCCGAAAUUAUGACUAUUGGUGGUGCAUUACAAAAUGAAAAGAAUAAUAAUAAUAAAAAUAAUGAAAAUAUUAACAAUAAAUCUUCAUCGCCUGAUGUACAAAAGGAAUUGAAACAUGUUUUAACAUUAUUUCGUGAGAAACGUCGUAAUUUAGAAAUUAUAAGAACACCUGAAAUUUAUAUACAACAAAAUUCGAGUCCAUCAGAAGUUCAAAAUUGGUUAAAAGCUAAAGGUUUUUCAAAAGCUAUUUGUAAUAAUUUGAAAGGUUUAAACGGUAAUGAUUUAUUUGCAUUAAAACGUCAUCAUUUAGAAGAUAUUUGUGGAUCAUCAGAAGGUAAACGUCUUGCAUCACAAAUAACAAUUCAAAGGAAUUGUUGUGAGUAUAAAACUGCAAGAUCAUCUGAAUUACAAGCAAUUUUAGCAAAAGCUAGAGAAAAAAGUGAACAAACUUCUUAUAACUCUGUAGCUCAGAAUUAAAACAAAAACAAAAUUGAAGGUGAAAAGUGAGGGUUCCGGUAUAAUAUAUUUGAAACUUUUAUAUUUUGAAAAAAAAAUUUUAAAAUAAAUAUUAUAUUUAUAAUAAAAAUUUUAUUAAAAUUUCUUAAAAUUUAUCUUGUGUAAUGUAAUAUUUUUAUAAAAUCUAGAAACCAAAGUAAUAUAACAAAAUUAAUAUUAAUAUAAAUUAAAACAAAAUUUUAAUAAUUGUACCAAAGUUUAUAUUUUAUGUAAUAAAUAAA
Molecule: messenger RNA, 3459 nt
Organism: Condylostylus longicornis
Lineage: Eukaryota; Metazoa; Arthropoda; Insecta; Diptera; Dolichopodidae
Product: epidermal growth factor receptor kinase substrate 8-like
Exons: 11
Coding region: 518-3199 (893 amino acids)
Biological process (GO): regulation of Rho protein signal transduction; Rho protein signal transduction
Cellular component (GO): plasma membrane
Molecular function (GO): actin binding
Source: RefSeq, a predicted model, not a curated record